UAUGAAUGCGGAGAAUAAAAUACUUUCAGUUUCAUUUCUUCUGACGCGUCAGCAAUGGCAUCUGCUGAUCUAAGAGAGGAGCUGGAGUGUUCCGUGUGUCUGAGCAUUUAUACGGACCCUGUAAACCUGAAAUGUGGACACAACUUCUGCCGAGCAUGCAUUGAUUGUGUGCUGGACAAACAAGAGAAGUCUGGAGGAUAUUCCUGUCCUGAAUGCCGAGAAGAGUUUAAGGAACGUCCUGUACUGCAGAAAAACAUAACCUUGUGUAACAUAGCAGAACGUUUUUUGUCUGCCCCGCCAAACCAACAGGAAACAGGGGCCUCCUGUACUUAUUGUGUUGAUAUUCCAGCAUCUGCUGUUAAAUUCUGUCAGUUGUGUGAAGCCUUCCUCUGCGAAAAACACCUAAAGGUCCACACCAAGUCAUUGGAACAUGUCUUAUCUGACCCCAACACGUUCCUGGAGAGCAGAACAUGCUCCGUUCACAAGAAGAUCCUGGAGUAUUACUGCACUGAGGACACUGCCUGCAUCUGCAGGUCUUGCAGGCAAGAUGGAGAACACCAGGGACACCAGGUGGAGAAGCUGGAUGAGGCUUCAGAAAAGAAAAAAGAGAAAUUGAGAAAUGUUCUACAGAACGUGAAGACAGAGAAAAUGGAGACUGAGAGGAGAGUCCAGAGUCUGCAGGAAAGCAGGAGAAAAGUACAAGAGAAAGCCGCUGAUGAAACCAACAAAAUCACUUUGAUGUUCAGAGACAUCAGGGCACAGCUUGAGGACCUAGAGAACAGAGUCCGGAGCGAAAUCUCCAGGCAGAUGGAGCAGAUCUCGUUCUCGUUUUCUGAUAUGAUCCAACUACUAGAAGUAAAGAAGGAUGAGCUGUUCAGUAAGAUGUGUUACAUCGAGGAACUGUGUUCCAUUUCUGAUCCAAUAACUGUCUUGCAGGAAUCAGACACGGGUCUCUUGUGUGACAAAGUGAUAGGAGAUGACGAGGAAAGAUGGAGAACUGAUAAACACCUCAGUGAUGGAAGAGACCUGGAUGUGGCUCUCAUUUCAGCCACAUUACACACAGGUUUGUCUGAUAUUAUGUCUGGGAUGACGGUGCGGAAACAUACAGGCACACGUGGCUAUCCAUGUUCUAAUAUUGAGGACACAGUUCCCACCAAGGCCACUGAACCAUCCAGGCCACUCUCUCAACCCAUCUCAACCGAGAUGGGAGAAGGAAGACCCACCACUGGGUCGGUACAGAAAAUACCUGGACUGCUGAAGAAUAAAGACAUAUCACUGGAUAUAAAUACUGCUGGUAGUUAUGUACAUAUUUCAGAUGAUGGGAAAACUGCUUCUUGGUCACCAAACCAGAUUUACCCAGGAAAAAAUGAAAGAUUUCAGGAUCAGCCUCAGGUUUUAAGCAGUUGGCAAUUUUUCUCAGGGCGACAUUGCUGGGAGGUGGAUGUCGGUGGGUCACAGAGGUGGAUAGUUGGGAUGUGUUACCCUAGUAUAGCCAGAAGCGGUGAUCAGUCAUUGAUUGGAAAUAAUAACAAAUCCUGGUGUUUGGAAAGGUGGGAUAGUCGGUAUUCAGUUAUACAUGACAGUAAAGUGAUACAGGUGCCUGACAAUGUCUCUAGUGAUCGAGUCAAGAUUUAUCUGGAUUACGAGGAAGGGCAACUAUCCUUCUAUGACCUGUGUUACCCAGUCCGACACUUGCACACCUUCACUGCCAUCUUCACUGAGCCCCUACAUGCUAUUUUAGCUAUAGGACAAGAUGGUAAAAUAACAAUAUCUGGGGAAAGUGGGACAUGUGAAUGACAGAGGUUGGUAACCUCACAAGGAUGGGAAAACGUAUUCUCAUCCAGGGGGACAAGACAAUGGGUGGAUUUUAACAGUUACACCAUUUGUUUUGGUGUUGGGUUAUUUGGUCGACUGCGCUUUCAGGUCUAACUAUGACUCAUUAAAGUCACCCUGUUGUUAUACUAGAUGUAAUUAGCCGAGCUAGACAGUGGAACCUCGGAUUGCGAGUAACGCGGUUAACGAGUGUUUUACAAUACGGGCACUGUAUUUAAAAAAGAACUGACUCGGUUUGCGAGUGUUGUCUCGCAACACGAGAAGGAUUCAAGGCAAAGCGGUGUGGCCUGAGGUGGGGAGGGGGGGUGCUGGAGCCGAGUAGAGCCGAAAUGCUCGGAAAAUUGCAGAAAUACUCCGUUCCUAAGCCUUUCCGAGUUCAGCCGAGGUGUCCUCGGCCCUUUCAGGGUGUUUACGAGGCUCUCCGGCGCCCCCGCC
Rana temporaria (common frog) is the source of this 2268-nucleotide messenger RNA. RefSeq names its product E3 ubiquitin/ISG15 ligase TRIM25-like. Bases 55 to 1797 code for a protein of 580 amino acids. The record is from RefSeq and is a predicted model, not a curated record. The transcript has a single exon. NCBI's taxonomy places the organism in Eukaryota, Metazoa, Chordata, Amphibia, Anura, Ranidae. Gene Ontology annotation, molecular function: zinc ion binding; protein binding.